GCAGCUGUCAGGAGAUCUUCCCCGCUCUCUGGCGCCUCGCUCUCAGAAGCUCCGGAUCCUGACACACGCGAGGCGCUGUCCUUUCAGCACCACAAGCUCAGGGCUGAGGAGGGAGGACUCCUGCUUGUCCUCCUCCUCUUCAGAUUGGCUUGAAUCUGCUCUGAUCCCCCAAGAGUGCAGCGCAUUGGCAAUCUUGCAGUACGGGGGCUGCUAACUUUCCAUGGAACAACAACAACAAAAAAUGGCCCUUCGCUAUUGAGGAAAUGGAGGAAUUCCAUACCUGAAUAACAGGAUCAGGUCUGGGAAGAAAGGCUUAAGGAUGGUGAAGCUGAACAGUAACCCCAACGAGAAGGGAACCAAGCCACCUUCAGUUGAGGAUGGCUUCCAGACCGUUCCUCUCAUCACUCCUUUGGAGGUUAAUCACUUACAACUGCCUGCUCCGGAGAAGGUGAUUGUGAAGACAAGAACAGAGUACCAGCCAGAACAGAAGAACAAAGGGAAGUUCCGGGUGCCAAAGAUCGCGGAAUUUACGGUCACAAUCCUCGUCAGCCUGGCCCUCGCUUUCCUUGCCUGCAUUGUGUUCCUGGUGGUUUACAAAGCCUUCACCUAUGACCACAGCUGCCCAGAGGGAUUUGUCUAUAAGCACAAGCGCUGCAUCCCAGCCUCCCUGGAUGCUUACUACUCAUCCCAGGACCCCAACUCCAGAAGCCGCUUCUACACGGUCAUCAGCCACUACAGUGUGGCCAAGCAGAGCACUGCCCGGGCCAUCGGGCCUUGGCUGUCAGCAGCUGCUGUCAUUCAUGAGCCCAAGCCUCCUAAGACCCAGGGCCAUUAGAGGCCUACCCCAGCCAGAAUGGGGGUGGUGGUGGAAGGGAAGGCACCUCCUCCGUUGGCUAAGCCAAGCUUGAGUUACAACACUGUACUCCUGGGAUAUGGGGGUGGGGGUGGGGCAGGGCAGGGUGGGGGUGGCACUCUCCAAAAAUAUCGUGCACUGGAGUUGUCUGAAUCAAUAUUUCUUUUUGUCCUUUGGUAUUGUUGAUUCGUCUCUAAGUCAGGCUCAUGUACAAAGGCAUGUUUCGUGUUGAUUGUUCCCAUGUAAGAUAUUUUCAAAGCCACUGCUUAUUCUUUGUUAGGAAAAUUUAAAAACAGAAAAGGAGAGACACAAAUAAAUAAAUAGAAAGCAUGAAACAGGCUCCACCUGGAAGAUAUUGGAGAGCAGUAAAAAGCACAGACUCUGGGCUUCUUAAACAAGAAAUUGUAGCUUCACUAUGGGCUUUGGAAUAUAUGAAUGACAUGGACUGGGACUGUUUGGAAUAUAUGAGUAUGUGAACUGAGUCUUUAGUCUACAGGAUAGGAACACCGGAGGAUAGGAAUGGCUCAGUUGGAGAAAAGAAUUGAUUUUGACAUUUCUAAGCCCAGGAUACACACAGCUCAGAGUAAAAUGUACUGACCACUGGUGCAUUUGGCAGAAUGAGCACAAGCUUUAGCUGGGUGUUCAUGCUAGGGCUUGGGCAGAUCCGCAUGGCCUAGGCCAGCCCACAUGACCUGGGCUCUGAAUGCUCACCCUGUGGCAGUGUGUUUGGGAUAUGCAAAUACUGAGAUGAGGGCAGAUUUUUUUUGUUGUUUUGUUUUGCUAGAUCUAUGCAUGGAUAUUGCCCUUGUUUAUCAAAUAGCAAGGGUAGAGAGGGAGAGAAAGGAGGCAAGACAGCAAGAAAAAAGGAGACACAUGAGGCACAGAGGUGUGACCCUUGGCCAAACUAGAAGAAGCACAGGUACCUAGUUUUAAAAUUUUUUUUAUUUGUUUGUGGUUUCUCAAAAUGCUAACAGGAGUAGCAACAAUUGGAUUACAACCAGGAACUUCAAGUGGUAGCCAAGAAGAGACUUUAAGAUUGGGGCUGCAAUAAUCCCAAUUUAUUUCUAGAAGAAACUGGAAAAGGUGACUGUCUUUUGUUCAUUGCAUUGUAUUGACAAGGGAUAUUGGUCCUAUUUCCCCAGUCAAGUUCUAGAAGCUACUGACAAGGAGGCAAUAUCUGGCAUUGACCAGGCCUCCUGCUCCAUGGGACCAUAUAAGGCAGCCCAUGCCUUUCUCACAGUGUUUCAGGGAGGCCCAUUCUGUGCAGAUUUUGGCUUCAGGCCCAAUAGGGCCAGAAGUGGCUAGGAGAAUUGGUGAUUAGAGAUGUGUUACUGUUUCCCCAUGAGUCUCCAAUAGGCCAUUUAAAAGGGAUUUUUUGUGGCUUGCUAUGUUGCUGAAAUCAUUAUACACAACAGCUGGAAAAUAAGACUAGUAUAGCUCAAACUAUCCUGCCAAAUGCUUUCAUCUGAUUUUUCCUUCCUCCUCCCCUAUUCUCCCAUCACCUUGAGUCACCUGUAAAUUCACUUGUCAUCUGAAGCGGAAUAACAAGUUGUCCUUAGCAAAACCGCUGAGCGCUUUAUAAUUUUGUGGUGUAUUUUUGUCAGUAGGUAGCAGAGGCUCAAGUAUUUUUUGGUGUAAUUCUUGAAAUUUUAUGACAGAAAACAAAUAAAGAUAGAUGUGUCUGAGAAUCUUGA
Molecule: messenger RNA, 2547 nt
Organism: Heterocephalus glaber (naked mole-rat)
Lineage: Eukaryota; Metazoa; Chordata; Mammalia; Rodentia; Bathyergidae
Gene: Nsg2
Product: neuronal vesicle trafficking associated 2
Biological process (GO): endosomal transport; clathrin coat assembly
Cellular component (GO): membrane; endosome
Molecular function (GO): clathrin light chain binding
Source: RefSeq, a predicted model, not a curated record